CGAGGCAUGUGAUUACAUAUCACCAGCAGUGUGCGACAGAGACAGGUAAGAUGGCGGCGCAGGAGAACGAAUCCACUGAUCAAACCACCGUUAGCAACGGCGAGGUGAGCAGUAAUGGCGAGGCUGCUGCUGACCAGGUCGCACAGACGGGUGAAGCUGGCCAGGAUCCGCAGCAGCAGCCACAGCCGCCUCCCAACGCGUGGCAAGUCAUCAAAGGUGUUCUCUUUAGGAUCUUUAUCAUAUGGGCCAUCAGUAGCUGGUUCCGUCGAGGCCCUUCAACUCCAGAUCCCAACACUCCGGCUGGGGCACCAAGAGUUCCCAGCCGCAACCUUUUCCCCAAGGAUACCCUAAUGGAUCUUUAUGUAUAUCUCUCCAAAGAUGAGAUAUUUACAGAAUUCAACGACACGGAAUCAUUAUUCUGGUACCAUCAAGAUCUUGUCUAUGGAGACUGGACUACUGGAGACCAAGGAUGCUAUGAACAUUACAAGGAACUGGAUACACCAGAGCAUCUCCAGCAGAAUGGCUCUCUCUAUAUUCAUAUCUACUUCACCAAAAGUGGCUUUCAUCCAGACCCCAAGCGCAAGGGCCAGUAUCGCCGGCUGGCUACUGUCCAUUCCUCUCGAAUGCUGAAUAAGUUCAAACGGAGGAAGUUUAUGAAGACCAAGAAUCUCUUGACUGGAGAGACAGAAGCAGAUCCAGAGAUGAUCAAACGUGCAGAAAGCCACGGACCUGUGGAGAUCAUCUCCCAUUGGCACCCCAACCUCACCAUCAACAUGGUGGACGACCACACAGCGUGGGUCAAAGGGUCUGUCCCCCCUCCUCUUGACCAGCAUGUGAAGUUCGAUGCGGUCAGUGGAGACUAUUACCCCAUAGUCUACUUCAAUGACUACUGGAACCUGCAGAAAGACUACGACCCCAUCAACGAGACCCUGCAGAAGUUGCCCCUGCGCCUCACAUACUGCCCGCUGUCUCUGUGGCGCUGGCAGCUGUAUGCCGCCCAGAAUGCCCGUUCUCCAUGGAACUUCCUGGGCGAGGAGACUUAUGACCAGUCCGACGAGGACCAAGAUUCUGUUAAGGUGGCCUUGCUGGAGACCAAUCCCUAUCUGUUGGGUCUGACCAUUGUCGUCUCCAUAGUUCACAGUAUCUUUGAGUUCCUGGCUUUCAAAAAUGACAUCCAAUUUUGGAACAGCCGACAGUCCCUGGAGGGUCUGUCAGUUCGCUCUAUCAUAUUCGGGGUGUUUCAGUCCCUAGUGGUACUGCUCUACAUCCUGGACAACGAGACCAACUUUGUGGUGCAGGUCAGCGUGUUCAUUGGCCUGCUCAUCGACUUCUGGAAGAUCACAAAAGUCAUGGAUGUCAAACUGGACAGAGAGAACAAGAUUGCUGGAGUAAUCCCACGACUCGUAUUCAAAGACAAGUCCACAUAUGUGCAGUCAUCCACCAAACAAUAUGAUGAUAUGGCUUUCAAGUACCUGUCGUGGUUCCUGUACCCCCUCUUUGGGUGUUAUGCUGUCUACAGCCUGCUGUACGUGGAACACAAAGGCUGGUACUCGUGGGUACUAAGCAUGCUUUAUGGGUUCCUGUUAACGUUUGGUUUCAUUACCAUGACCCCACAGCUCUUCAUUAACUAUAAGAUGAAAUCUGUGGCCCACCUCCCAUGGAGGAUGCUUACCUAUAAGGCACUCAACACUUUCAUUGAUGACCUGUUUGCCUUCGUCAUCAAGAUGCCCAUGAUGUACAGAAUAGGAUGUCUAAGAGAUGACGUAGUGUUCUUCAUCUAUCUGUACCAGCGCUGGAUCUACAGAGUGGAUCCCAACCGUGUCAAUGAGUUUGGCACCAGUGGAGUGGACCCAAAGGACAAGGACAAGGACAGCACGGCGCAGGCCUCCGACAACGGGCCCACGCCCGCCAUCACAGAGAAAGCAGAGGAGGAGAAGAAGAAUGAUUAAGCGCACACCCUGUUCACCUUCCCCCUUCACCCCCUCAGGCGAAGGUGGAGUCAGCAUCAAGGCUAAAAUUCUUGUGUCUGUUUGCCAGGGGUGGAAACUGGA
This is a messenger RNA of Sardina pilchardus (European sardine), 2051 nucleotides long. RefSeq names its product CLPTM1 regulator of GABA type A receptor forward trafficking (gene clptm1). The record is from RefSeq and is a predicted model, not a curated record. The transcript is spliced from 14 exons. Lineage: Eukaryota; Metazoa; Chordata; Actinopteri; Clupeiformes; Clupeidae. Gene Ontology annotation, cellular component: membrane; endomembrane system. Bases 51 to 1949 code for a protein of 632 amino acids.